Molecule: messenger RNA, 810 nt
Organism: Photinus pyralis (common eastern firefly)
Lineage: Eukaryota; Metazoa; Arthropoda; Insecta; Coleoptera; Lampyridae
Exons: 1
Coding region: 1-810 (269 amino acids)
Biological process (GO): DNA integration
Molecular function (GO): nucleic acid binding
Source: RefSeq, a predicted model, not a curated record
AUGACUGCCAAUACAACCAUAAAAAUAUGCCGUGAAAUAUUUAGUCGUUUUGGCAUACCACGUGUACUGGUGAGUGAUAAUGGCAGGAAUUUUGUAUCUUACGCUUUUGAAAGUUUUCUUAAACAAAACGGAAUUAAACAUAGUUUAAGUGCGCCAUACCAUCCUGCGACAAAUGGGUUGGCAGAACGAUAUGUUCAAACAUUAAAGCAAUCAUUACGCGCAAUUAACGGUAAUAGUUCUGAUGUUGAAAAAGAAUUAUGUAGAUUACUUUUACAAUAUCGCAAAAUGUCUCAUAGUAUUACCAAACAAUCACCUUCAAUGUUAAUGUUCGGACGUGAAAUUACAUCCCGAUUGGAUUUAAUUAAACCCGAUUUAAAUAAAAAUGCUACUGCAAUUCGUAAUAAUAUACCAGUUCGAGAUUUCCAAAUUAAUGACAGAGUUGCUGUAAGAAACUAUGCAAACGAUAUCAAAUGGAAAUUUGGAAAUGUUGAUAAAAAGUUAGGGAAAUUACACUAUCAUGUUAAGCUUGAUAAUGGUAAUGUUUGGAAGAGACACGUUGAUCAGUUACGCAGAGUUGGGGUCCUUGGGGAUGCUACUCCGCGAGACUCUCCUCAAAAUGAUGAUAUUCCUUAUGACCCCUCUAACAAUCAUUCUGAUGUUACAACCUUACCCGAAACUUUACCUGAUCCAGAAAUAAAUACACCUACGUUGGACAUAACGGCCAGUGUACCUACAAAUGAAGAGAAUACUUUACCGCAGCUACGCCGUUCUAACCGCGUACGUCGUCCUCCGGAUCGUUUAAAUUUAUAA